This is a messenger RNA of Choloepus didactylus (southern two-toed sloth), 3519 nucleotides long. RefSeq names its product lysophosphatidic acid receptor 1 (gene LPAR1). The transcript has 4 exons. The record is from RefSeq and is a predicted model, not a curated record. Lineage: Eukaryota; Metazoa; Chordata; Mammalia; Pilosa; Megalonychidae. Bases 373 to 1467 code for a protein of 364 amino acids. Gene Ontology annotation, cellular component: membrane. Gene Ontology annotation, biological process: phospholipase C-activating G protein-coupled receptor signaling pathway; neurogenesis. Gene Ontology annotation, molecular function: lysophosphatidic acid receptor activity.
CUUGUGCCUCAGCUACGUGGAACGAUGAGAAAAGAAAGAAGGCGAGGAAGAAAGGAGGCUGACGUCCGCGCUGCUGCUUUGGCCCUCCUCGCCGCCACUGCCAGCGCGCCAAAGCCGGAGUGGUAGGGGUCGGGCGGCGGCUGAUGUUCCCGCAGUUGCGACGCCCCUGGCCCCAUGCGAAGCGCUGCCGGGAUUUGGGGCGGCCUGGGCCCCGGCGCUGCGGAGCCCUCUCUGGCAGUGCGCGGAACCCCGGCGAGGUACACAGUUUCUCCUAGCAUGACUGCAUUCUGAUCAGCACCCACAAGAAUUCGACUCCUGAAUCCAACGCCGCAGUUCCGGGCUGAGUUCACCGCCCGCAGCUGCCGAGCUGCCAUGGCCGCUGCCUCUCCUUCCACCCCUGUAAUUUCACAGCUCCAGUUCACGGCCAUGAAUGAACCACAGUGCUUCUACAAUGAGUCUAUUGCCUUCUUUUAUAACCGGAGUGGAAAGUAUCUUGCCACAGAGUGGAACACAGUCAGCAAGCUGGUGAUGGGACUUGGAAUCACUGUGUGUAUCUUCAUCAUGUUGGCCAACCUACUGGUCAUGGUGGCCAUCUACGUCAACCGCCGCUUCCACUUUCCUAUUUAUUACCUAAUGGCUAAUCUGGCUGCUGCAGACUUCUUUGCUGGGUUGGCCUACUUCUACCUAAUGUUCAACACAGGACCCAACACUCGGAGACUGACUGUCAGCACAUGGCUCCUUCGUCAGGGCCUCAUUGACACCAGCCUGACGGCAUCUGUGGCCAACCUACUGGCUAUAGCAAUCGAGAGGCACAUUACGGUUUUCCGCAUGCAGCUGCACACACGGAUGAGCAACCGGCGGGUGGUAGUGGUCAUUGUGGUCAUUUGGACCAUGGCCAUUGUUAUGGGUGCCAUACCCAGUGUGGGCUGGAAUUGUAUCUGUGACAUUGAAAAUUGUUCCAACAUGGCACCCCUCUACAGUGACUCUUACUUAGUCUUCUGGGCAAUUUUCAACUUGGUGACCUUUGUGGUAAUGGUGGUUCUGUAUGCUCAUAUCUUUGGCUAUGUUCGCCAAAGGACUAUGAGGAUGUCUAGGCAUAGUUCUGGACCCCGGCGGAAUCGGGAUACCAUGAUGAGUCUUCUGAAGACUGUGGUCAUUGUGCUUGGUGCCUUCAUCAUCUGCUGGACGCCUGGAUUGGUCUUGUUACUUCUAGACGUGUGUUGUCCACAGUGUGACGUUCUGGCCUAUGAGAAAUUUUUCCUUCUCCUUGCCGAAUUCAACUCCGCCAUGAACCCCAUCAUCUACUCCUACCGUGACAAGGAGAUGAGCGCCACCUUCAGGCAGAUCCUCUGCUGCCAGCGCAGUGAGAACACAAGUGGCCCCAUGGAAGGCUCAGACCGCUCCGCUUCUUCCCUCAACCACACCAUCUUGGCUGGCGUUCAUAGCAAUGACCACUCUGUGGUUUAGAAAGGAAACUGAAGGUGAAAACCCAGCCAUGAUCCACGGAGAGAUGAACAGCCUCCCCCUACCAAAUUGCAAGAGCAAGGUGGGGUGUGAGAGAGAAGAGAAAAUAAACUCAUGUACUUAAACACUAACCGAUGGCAGUAUUUGUUCCUAGACCCCACAAGACUUGAUAUAUUUCGGAAAUUAGCUUAUGUGACAACCCUCAUCCUGAUCCCCAUUCUUUAUGAAAGUAGAAAGUGGGGUCCUUAUAAUGGAACUCGUGAACAGACUGGAGUGUCCAUUUAGAUCACACUAACUAGACUUUAAAAGAUUUUGUGUGGUUUCGUGGCAGUCAGGAUAAAUUCCGACUAAUUGAGCCCACAAAUUUCAUUUACAUACAGGCUUCCCUUUUUUUAUUUUUAAAGGAUACAUUUCAUUUAAUAAACAUGUGUUUGUUUAUGCCUAUCAGCAUGUUUGUGAUGGACAAGACAAUAGCCUUUUUUUUUUUUUAACUACCGUAGCUCCAGUUUUUUCCUUAUGUAGGAAAGCUGUAAAUUAGAAUUAUUCUCUUUGAAAGCAUGCAUGUACUAUAUGCAUGCAUUAUGCCUUACGUAAAAAGAUAAAAGAACACUAAUGGUAAAAUCUUCUAGAAAAUGGAAGAACCUAGAGGUCAAAGCCAGUAUUUGUUUAGGUUAUGAAACAAACAAUGCUCUAAUCACAAAAAGGUUUUCAUUAAAGUGUUGUAUCAAGUAUAGAGCAAACAGGGAAUGUAUGUUUACUAUCAAAAGUCCUUGAAGUUGAAGCAUGGUAAUGUUGUUCUCACAUAUUUAUGAUAUACAAGUGCAUUCUAAUUACCAAGUACAUCAGAGGAAUUUUUAAAUAGUCUGUGUUUAUCUGAGUUAUAAAAUAACACAUACUCAUUGUAGAAAACUUGAAAACUAUAGAAAUGAAUAAAAAAGAAAAAAUAAUUACUGGUAAUUUCACAAGCCAGACAUAACCAUCAUUAACAGCUUUUUUUCCUCUCUGUAUGCCUAUAUGUAUAUUAUAUACUUUUUGUUUUACAUAAUUGGGACCAUACUGUAAGCAGUUUUGUAACCAGAUCUUUUUUCUAUUUCAGAAUUGCCACAUUUUCCUAUGGCAUUAAACAUUUUACAGAAACACAAUUUUAAUGGUUAGAUAAUAUUCCUUUUAAUGGAUGCACCUCAGUCUGUUUAACGUUUCCCAGAUUGUUGACUAUUUAGGCUAUUUCCAAUUUUUCAUUAUUAUAAAUAAUGUUGCAAAAAUUUCAUGUACAUAAAACUUUGUCCAUAUAAUUGAUUAUUUACUUAAGACAUAUUCCCAUGAAGGAUUUUUUUUUAAUGUGAAAUGUGUUUUAUGGUUUUUCCUUUUAUAAAAAGGAAUUCACUGCUUUUACAAUGCAUGGUGAUUGUGAGGAAAGCCAGAGAAAUUGCCUUUUUUGCAAAAGAAAUGCAGUGUUUAUUUUAGUCAAGUGACUUUUUUUUAUAUAAGAAGAUGGACUAAAAACAGUCAACUAUUACCAUUAAUUAGGAUACCCUUAUAUGUCUAGUAAUUUCAAAUUCCAGUCAUCCUGCUCUUGGUAGCCAUGACUAUACUGUAGAAUUGAAGAAAAUACAAAGAAAUCAGAUGUGCCAAGUGAAUAAAGGAUUUUCAUAUGAAAUAGCUUGAGGCCCUUCUAUUAGGUGGUUUGAGUAUGGCAGUAUGUGACUGGGUAUCCCAUUUCAUAGACUGCCUGUUUAAUACAUUGUCCAAGUAAACUAAUAAAUGCAGCAGUUUGUUGUAAGGAGUAACGCAGUCAUGAAGUAGGUAUAGGAAGUCAGAAGUAUGUUUAAGAGAAAGGUGUCCAAAGAACGGCUGUUGAGGAAGGAGGAAGUCGGUACAUGGCUGGCAUUUGAGCAGUUGGUAGACUUGUAAAGUGCACAGUGAAACGGAGGUGGGGAGGUUACUCACCAGUUAGCAGAAUGGUAUUGGCACAGAUUCUGUACAAAAUACAGAGCAUUCUAUACUGGAAGUAAAAAAAAAAAAAAAAAAAAAAAAAUAGAAUGGGUUUUUAAUCAU